Molecule: messenger RNA, 816 nt
Organism: Guillardia theta CCMP2712
Lineage: Eukaryota; Cryptophyceae; Pyrenomonadales; Geminigeraceae
Exons: 8
Coding region: 72-770 (232 amino acids)
Source: RefSeq, a predicted model, not a curated record
UGUACGACGAGAGUCACUUCGUCAGAGCAGAAGUUAUCAAGUGCCUAAGACGCAUCGCUUCAAGGGGGGACAUGGAAUGUGCAAGACAUCUCAUGACUUGGUUGCGCAAAUCAUGGGAGUACGGGGUUGACGGGGAGCAUGUGGUGGCGAUCAAACGCGACUGUGCGGAGCUGAUUAUCGACCUCCUGGGAUUUCAGCAAACGGAGAAGAUAGACAGGUUGUUCCUCGCGCUGGAGAAGCCCUUGGUACACAUGCAGAGGAACAGGAUAGCAGAGUUCGAAGACGAGCUGGUCAGUCGGAAGCUGAUCCCCCGCUACGAUGGGUACCGACAGCUUGUGAGAGACGUGGCAGAGAUGCAGCCGCAAGGGAACUACAACCUCACGCAUAUCUUUGCUGCCAUCAGGAUACAGCGAUGGAUCCUGCGGCUGGCGAGGAAGCUGAGGAACAACCCGACGAGGAUGCAGAACAAGUUCAGGAUCCUCAACAAGGAGAAACAACUGAAGAUGAAGACUCGAUGGAAGGACGGCCCUGAAAGCAAGCUCAAGAUUCCAGACUUUCUCAUCAGCGACCAUUAUGCUAUGGACGAAGACGAUGCGGAGAAAGUCAUUCGCAGGCUCGUCCCUGCUAACGUGAGGACAGCAGCGAUCGCCAUGGCGCACGAGAGGUUCAUGGCGAAGGAGGAGGACUCGAGGCUGUGGGAGAGGAUGGCAUGGACCGAGCGUCUGAGGCUGUGCGAAGUAAUCUAUGGAAAGACCAUGACAAAGCCAUGAAUGUACAUGUCAAAACUAUUACGAACUGAUUAAAAGAGGUCCAACC